Molecule: messenger RNA, 4261 nt
Organism: Sus scrofa (pig)
Lineage: Eukaryota; Metazoa; Chordata; Mammalia; Artiodactyla; Suidae
Source: RefSeq, a predicted model, not a curated record
UAUCGCAGAGCCAUUUGGCUCCCGCGCCAACCCAACUGGCAAGGUGGGCUGGGGACAGGCAGGGCAGUUGGGACCCGGCUCCUCCAGGCAGGUCCAGGCUGGAGCUGCCAGUGGCUCUUGAGGUGGCCCUUCAGCACUUCAUUCCUCCCUGCUUCACAACCCCAAAGACUCACACACACAUUCUACAGAGAAUGAGUUAUAAACCUCUGACCAAAGAUGAAAUUUCCUAAUGAUCAAAUGUAAAAGAACAGAAAUUUAUCCAGUUUGGUUCUUGUGUUUCUAUACCUCAAACUCACUGCACUAACGGACACCAGAAAUGGGCAUGCAUUUCUGAUCAAAGCUGCUUGCUCUUGAAGCACUGCUGACUUUCAUGGAAGAUUUGAAUUGGUGACUUGGUAUGGAUUAAUAUGGAUUUUAGUCUACUUAUCUGUGUGCCAGAGACAUGUUACUGAUGUGCAGGUGAACAGCAACUGUGUACUGGCAGAGAAUACUAAUUAGACCUCCUGUCUGACUCUCAGAACACAAGGCUCAGUACUGCAGAAACCUUUUACCCAUCUCUUCCGGGCAUGGGGACAACAUGUCUUCACCCAGGAAGGAUCUAGCAGAGUCUGGAAAAGAUCCAAAGGGAGAGGACUCUGAUAUGAAAAACCCGAAUCCCUGUUCGCUUUCAUUAUGUCAUGACGACUUGCCUUCAUCAAGUCAGAAAAUGGCACCUAGAUCAGUGAAUUGUGAGGUAUGGAAAUUACUUCUGAAAGGGAGCUAGCUCAGUUGGCUCUUGUUCAACCAAUAGUAGUCAGUAAUCAUGAACAGUCAACCUUCCAAGAUUAUUUUAAAAUGCUUGAGAAAAAACUAUCAGAAAAUGAAAUCAUCCAGGAAUUUAUGGCUUUGGAAUUUAAGAAUCUGCAUGCUGUGUUCCACUCUGGGAAUGAACUACAAAACAGAGAAAAAAACAGAUAUCGAGAUAUUCUUCCAUAUGAUUCAACACGUGUUCCUCUUGGAGAAAACAAGGACUACAUUAAUGCUAGUUAUAUUAAAAUAGUCAAUUCUGAACAAGAGUAUUAUUAUAUUGCUACCCAAGGACCACUGCCAGGUACCACAGAUGACUUUUGGCAAAUGGUUUUGGAAAAUAACUCUAAUGUUAUUGUCAUGAUAACCAGAGAGGUAGAAGGUGGAGUCAGCAAAUGCCACCAUUAUUGGCCCGUUUCUAUGAAGAAGCCUUUGGAAUUGAAAAGCUGUCGUAUCUUCCUGGAAAACUACCAGAUACUUCAAUAUUUCGUCAUUCGAAUAUUUCAAGUUGUCAGGAAGUCUACAGGAAUUAGUCACUUUGUAAAACACUUGCAGUUCACCAAAUGGCCAGAUCAUGGCACUCCUGCCUCAGCAGAAGAUUUUAUAAAGUACGUUCGUUAUGUGAGGAAGAGCCACCUUACAGGACCCCUCAUUGUUCACUGCAGUGCUGGUGUGGGCCGGACAGGGGUGUUCUUAUGUGUGGAUGUUGUGUUCUGUGCCAUUGAAAAGAGCUUUUCAUUCAACAUCAUGAAUAUAGUGGGCCAAAUGAGACAACAACGUUGUGGAAUGAUCCAAACAAAGGAGCAGUAUAUCUUUUGUUAUAAAAUUGUACUUGAAGUUCUUCAGAAGCUUCUGACUUGAAAGAAAGAAAGAUUUCUGUUGCCUCACACUUGAAAUUACCAAGUAGCUUGGAGCCUCCUCAUAAAGAACCUGUUGGAGCUGUGCUGAAGGGCUUUGCUCAUGCAAAUGUACUUUCUUGGUGCAUCAUUUGACUUUCUUUCUGACAACUCCCUGAAGGCAGCAUCAUUUGGUUGGGGUGAAGGGUGUUUACCCACUGAUCUUACUUAGGUAUUAUCAGGUACCCUCCUACAUUUUUCAAUGAAAUGAAAGUUACCUAAAACAACUGCAGCCUGUUUGGUUUGAAGGGAAUUUCAGAGCGCAAUAAAGGGCUUAAACUAUAUUAUUUAUGAUUUUAUUUGAAAACACAGCUAGCAGGAGCUGAGGAUUUUCAGGAUCACAAGGUCACAGGAUCACAUCAUGACCUCUUACAGGCAUAUUCAAGAUAGAUACUUACCUACAUUUUUUAGCUAGAGGCUGUACUUUUAGGUGGUAUUUGAAUAAUUUAGGUUACUGAAGAAUCCAAUUAGGACGAAUUAACUUUCUACUCAAGUUGGAUUCCAUUUUCCUAUACUUUCACACUCCUGUGGAGCCCCAGGAGCCUCAGAAGCUGCCUUUCUAGAGCAGCUGGACAAGGACCUGUUGGUCUGGGAAGCAUUUUCAUGGGUGGGUAGAGUUCCUCCUCUCAUAUGAGCACACUGGUGAAAGGUCCAAAACUAAACUAGAUGUUUAUAUAGAAAGCCCAAGAGGAAAUUUUUGCCCGUCUUGAGUUCUUUCCUAUCCCACCCUAACACUUAACAUAUUACUCAGUCUGCUUUGUUAAAAGCAAAUACUACACUUUGUCUCUUGCUCUCUGCCCUUUAGCUAACCAAUAAUCUUUGAUGUAAGCAUUAUUACUUACUUCUGAGUAUCUCUUAUGCCAGAUAUAUUUUUCAAACUAAAAUCUAUGAUAAUUAUUUUUUUCUUCAGAAUUCCAUUAAAUCAUUCCUUUCCAUUACUGCCCUACCUCUGCUGUAACAUUUAGAAGUUGGCUUUGGGAACCACAUUUUGGAAAACCAAAUUCAUAGUUGUGAAAAUGAAAACUUCCAUAUUCUGUUUUUGAAAGUAUGUGGCCAUUAUUAUAUUCACCUUGAGGACUUUGCCUCAUAUGCUUACAUGAUAUUUUGGUCAAGGAAUUUUAAUGACUAGUUGUACUUAUUAUAAACUAUGAAGUGAGUGAUACAUAUCUUUGUAUGAUGUAGUUCAGUGGAGAUCAGAAUAUCUAUGCAUUAUAUUGAGAAAGUUUCUGAUAUUAAUCUGUCAAUCUUGAAUUUUUAAGAGGCUUAUUUUGCCCCCUUGGCUGAAUGAAUACUUGAAUUGGUUGCAUUAAAAUAGAUAAUUCUCAUUUUUAAAAUAAUAAUACUCCAGAAAUGUACUUUAUAUUAAACGGAAUUGAUGAUUUACCCAUUUACAUUGUUUGUAUAAAUAAUAGUCUAUGCUAAAUGUUCAUUUAAUUCUGAUAACUGGAUUUUAAUAUUUAUAUCACUAAUUUUAGUUUACAUUAUUAUAAAAAAUAGAUAUAAUAGUAAUAUUUCUGAGAGGGAUUCUAUGCUCUGAUUUAAAUUAAAAGAUUUACCGUGUAUUGCCUGAAGUAUUUUUAUUAUUUGGGUCUCGAAAUGUUAUUGUAAAGAAAAUUCCACAAUUCUUUGUGAUAAACAUGUCUUUUCUUUAUGCCUCAUAUUUUUAUAGCUGGACUAAUUUUUUAAUUUUUCACAGAAAUUAAGUAAAUAUGGAAUACUGAUUGUUCUUGUUUUUAUUUCAUUUUUGGAAAGCGAAUUCCAAAUUUAAAAUUUUUGACUAAUUGAAAUAUUAAGUUUCACACUGAAAAUACAUCAGUUUUUGCCUAGGAUAUAAAUAUGAAACUUCCACUGACACCUUUAGGAGUAUAUGAAUGCUUAUCAAGGGAAAAUUUUUGAAUAUUUAAAUAGAAACAUCUAUGCAUAUGUUAACUUUCAACUUUAAAUAUGUAUUUUUAAAGUUGUAUGUGCUUGAUGAACUUAUAUGUUGGACCCAAACUUUUAGAAAUAAGCACUGUAGGUUUUAUUCUCAUGUAAGUCUUAGUAAUUUAUUUUGCUUUAGACCUUUCAUUCCCAAUCUGUCUAGGAUACUAUUGAAUUUUCAGUUAAGUUUACAAUUGUUACUCAGAGGUCAUUUCAAUGAUUUAUUUUUAUUGAAAAUCUCAAAGAAAAAUACCUUAAAUAACUCUAAAGCAAGUAUCAUUUCCUAGUUAAUUUUUCUUAAUCUUUGGGAAGAAUUAAUUUUCCUCCGUAUUGUCUUGAGCUUCAAGUAAUUGAACCAGAAGACUGAACAUUCACUAAGUAAAAACAGGUCAAGGGUAUUCAGUGCAGAUAAUGGAUUGCUCAGUGGAAUACUCAGUCUGUCCACAACCACAAUGUAAAAACAGUAACUAAAGACCUCAUAAUGAAACAAAUUGAAUUAAGAGAAACCUUAAAAGAGAUCUAAUGCAGCUGUCAUAUCUAAAACUUGAACAUUUUUUAGACAAUAAUAGCAAGAUAUUUGGAAUUGAAAAAAAUAAGAGUUCCCGUCAUGGCUCAGUGGAAACAAAUCAGACUAGGAUCCUUGAGUACAUAGGUUCGAU